UAUAAAUGCAGGGGACCGGUCACUACUUAUUAAACGUGAUGCGUUGCAUGCAAAGAAGCCUGUGGGGGACACAAAAGCCGUUUAUUGGAAAGCAGUCAUCUUUGUGUAGUACCGAUAAUGUUCCUAUAGGGGACAGGAGAACACCCGGUAAGCCCGAUGUGCAUAACAGUGACUUGAUGCUUUCAUUUGCUGGAAGGAAUCUCAUUGCAACCCACACCUUGUAUCUUGCUCUGAUGGCUUCGGCCUUCAUCCCACGGUUCUCCAGCUCCCUACUGCUGUCUCUUCUGAUUUGUGUGUCACCUACAAGUUCCUAUUAUGUGCUGGAGAUUUCCACGGAUGGUCCUGUAACAUCAGGAGCCCAAGCCUAUGUAAAUGCCACCUUAUUUAUAACCAAUGGAAGUGCAACUGUAGCCACUGACCCCAAAUUCUAUCAUUUUCACUGGAUGUACUCCCCUCUGCUUCUUACCCACCAGUCAGAGAAUGAAUCCAGUUCAUCCAUCACUGUGCUGGGAAAUGCCCCUGGAAACUAUUCCAUAUCAGUCUGGGUAACAGAGAGGCAUUGCCAGUCAUGUCAGCCUGUUGCUAGGAACAGCACAUAUCUCAACAUUACAAAUUCUAUAGUUGGGAAUCUCGCCGCCAGCCAAGCAGAAGGCACCAAUUCCUCCAUCAGAGAUGGCUUUAUUGAGGCCACGGACUCCGAUGUCUAUCUGUCCUUCAAGAUUCAUGACCCAAGUGACUUUUUUAAGUCAGCUGAGUUCAGAUACAUUUGGACACUCGGGGAUGGAACUGAACUGGUGAUGGCUGAUCCAUACGCUCACCAUUACUAUUCUAGUCCUGGGAAGUACAAGGUGUCUCUCUACAUAACCGCUGAGGUCCCAAGACGUGGUAGACAAGCAGAAAGGAAAACAGGCAGUUUUGCAGUGGAGCUGACCUUACUGGAUGCCCUUAGAAAUAUCACUGUCGUUGGUUCUACAGACGCCACUGUUAGGCUCAAGUACAACGUGUCGCUUCAUUUCUUUGGCAGUCCCCCGCUAAUGGUUUGCUGGCUAAUUAAAUCAGAUUGCGUGUCCUUGGAUGGACACGAGUGCCCCCUAGUGGAAAUUAAUGAAACCACUUACAGCAUCGGGCAUGUAUUUUACUCUGCUGGACAUUACUGCCUGAGUGUCAGAGUGGAAAAUCAAGUCAGCACCCUACAGAAUUACCAUAGUAUCACAGUAUAUUCCACAAGUAUUUACCCACUAUGGUUUGUUUUGCCCUGCUGUGCGCUUAUCACAACAACCAUUGGUUUCAUCAUCUCCAUCCUACUCAAAUCUGGCGGCAACAGUUCACAACAUAAAAUGCCAAUUGAGGUUGCAGAUUUUGACUUUACUCCAAGUGAUGACAAGCGCUCUUCACUUUCAACAUGUCAGGAACCUGUCCCAGGAUUCUGUGCCCAUUGUACAGCUGACCCGAGAACUGAGGAAGAGGCACAACCACUAUUAGAGGGAUGUGCUCCACCGGCCAGGCAUUAUAUGCUGUGAAGAUUGAAUGGAUUCUCCCUAACUCAUUCAUGAGUCUGAUGUUAUUGAACACACUGGACUUAAUUAUGCAGACUCAUAGGUCAGUUCUGAAUUAGAACAACAUUGUGAGGUCAGAUGAAAUGAAAAAGUGCCUCUUGUGUUGGUAUAUAUAACAUGUUUAUUCCAUGGUUCCAUUUGGCCAAAGAAAUUACUUUAUUUCCUAUAA
Xenopus laevis (African clawed frog) is the source of this 1725-nucleotide messenger RNA. RefSeq names its product transmembrane protein 130 L homeolog (gene tmem130.L). Lineage: Eukaryota; Metazoa; Chordata; Amphibia; Anura; Pipidae. The record is from RefSeq and is a predicted model, not a curated record. The coding region runs from base 6 to 1520 and encodes 504 amino acids. The transcript has 8 exons.